Messenger RNA from Haplochromis burtoni (Burton's mouthbrooder), 1459 nucleotides. RefSeq names its product patr class I histocompatibility antigen, B-1 alpha chain. Lineage: Eukaryota; Metazoa; Chordata; Actinopteri; Cichliformes; Cichlidae. The record is from RefSeq and is a predicted model, not a curated record.
GCAAUGGCAACGGAAAUGGAAGCAAUGCAUCCAACAUUUCGACCAUCAGCCAAACUGACAAUAAAGUCACAACUCAGAAUGCAGCCCCCACUGGCCGCAAAGGGUCAAAGGAUUCCACUGAGACCAACAGUAGCUCUGGCGUCUCUUCUGAGACAUCUCAAAGUUCACCCCAAACUGCAGAGGAGGAGCGUCUAAUGUCGUCAUCUAGCCAGGAGACUGUCUGAAAUCUUCACAAGAACUUCCAUCAGAGCACAUAGAUUGGAGCCUGACUUAAACUACACAUAUAUCGAUCAGUGCACAAGCAUUAAGACUAAGGGUGGUUAGUUCCAACAUUUUAGAAAACAGAAGCAUCAGCAGUAAAAUGAAGGGUUUUUUAAAAUUAACUUUUAAAAAUCACUGGUGGGUUACUCAAACAUUUAAAAUCGGGUUUUUACAGCACUGCGGAUAAAAUAAGUGACAACCUUUAAGGUAAAUCGUUGAAAGACACUGAAGGCAAAUGGUAAAAUCGAGUCUUCACAGCAGUGUUGUUCAAUAAAGUUUCUCAACAUACUUGAGGCAGGUGGAAAGAAGAGUCCUCUGUGGUCAUUGAAUGAGUGUAUAAAAGAAAAGGGCAUUUUAUUUUAGUUAAAAAGAAACGAUGGCUGCUGGGAAUAAAGCUUAAUGAGAACCAGUUUGGUGCCUUUGUUGAUUUGAUCCUUCUAGCUUAAACAGUUUUAUGAAUCGCUGAGAGCACUGCAGCAUGUGACAAUUGGAUUUUACAUGUCCUGCUCUAAUCACUGUUGUGGGCUGAUGAGGAUAAAAUAGUCAUUUUUUACCAAUAUUAUUAUGAUAAAUGUUUGAUGUCUUCAUUAACAUUUAGGGAAAAAAUGGAUCACUUACUAUAGCUAAUACUCUGUGAAUAGAUUUUUCAUUUUAUUGCAGCUUUAAUUUUAAUUUGCAGGCCGUGAGAUUUAGAAGCUUUUACUGUCGGAGCUUUAGGGCAGAAUUCUUGAAAGUUUGAUGAUUAUCUUUAGUGUUAUAUUUACAAAUAAGCUUUGAAGCUGAAGAGUUUUUAUACUUGUGAUCAGUAGCUAUACUUUAAUUCAUGCUGUUAUUCAUCUAAAAGAUUGGGCUGGAGUUUUUUACUGUGCUGACUAAUGCAAUAAAGGAUUUUAAACAUAAUGACUUUAUGGAUUUUACCUCUCUGUAUCAUCUAUUUCUUUGUAAGUUACAAAGGUUUAUUCCUUAUGAUAAGAUGGUUUUCGUCUUCAUAAAUCUGUGAAAUACCUGCUGUGUGUCCUUCUCAGUGUAAAAAAAGAAAAGUGUAAUCCUGAAACAUCUUUGAAAUGUGUUUCAGUCAUUUGUGCAAAAUGCACAGAGGUAAUACGCUCAUGUAUGUUUUCUUUCAAAGAAAAAUCCUCAACCUAUUCUGUGUGAAUCAGAUUACUCUUUUCAAAAAUAAAGAAAAAGCUUUCUCUGU